GAUUCCGUUUUAAUCUUUCAUCUUUGAUACGAAAGGAAAACAAUGGAGGAAAUCAACGCAUAUAUCGAAGAAGAACCUAAAUUAAACGAUGCUGCAGUUGAGACAGAAUUUAAUACCGAGCCAACAUGUAAACAUGCAACAUGCAACAAUGUAAAUGACCUUGAUCCAAGCACCGCCAUAGAAUGUUUAUCUGGUGGAUUCGAGAAUGUUGGAGUAUUGGGAAAGGAAGAGUUGAUGAAGUAUGCCAAUGAUCCUUUCUGGAAAAGGUUGCGUCUUAUGCUCCACAUUCUCUUUUGGGUGGGAUGGAGUGCGAUGUUGGUAGCGGCUGCUAUUAUUAUUGCUUUGGCACCAAGAUGUCCUUCAAGAGCUGACCAGAAAUGGUAUGACAGACAGGUCGUCUAUGAAAUCCUCACAGAAUCUUUCCAGGACACGGAUCCUGAAUCACAAGGCGUGUGGAAGGAAGGAGAAGGAAUGGGAGACAUUAAAGGUAUCACUUCUCGGGUGAACUACUUUUUGGAACUUAAGAGUAAUGUUCUCUAUAUAAAUUCAAUUUAUCGAAGUGAUGAUAAUGAUCAUAUGGCAGUUGUUGACCACAAGAGUAUCGACAGUGCAUUAGGAACGAUGGAAGACUUUGAUCAGCUCCGUAAAGUCACCAAGAAGAAGCAGAUGCGCAUUAUUAUGGACUUCAUCCCUAAUCAUACUGGGAAGACCAGUGAAUGGUUUAAGAAGAGUCAGAGGAAAGAAGGAAAAUACACCGAGUAUUAUGUCUGGGCUCAAUGUGAUAACAAAUCGGAUAUAUAUCCAAACAACUGGAUGAGUCUGAAAGGCGGUAGGGCAUGGACAUAUGACGACAUCCGAGAAGAAUGUUACCUCCAUCAACUAGAGAACGACAAACCGGAUCUAAACCUCUGGAAUACGAAUGUCCGGCAAGAAUUGGAGGACAUCCUGCGUUUCUGGUUGAACAAAGGAGUAGAUGGCUUCCAUAUUUUGAAUCCUGAGUAUUUGUAUGAAGAUCAGAAUUUCGGCGACGAAAUACUGAUGUCUGGGAAAGAAGGAAAUGCUUAUACUGACUUUAAGCACAACCAGACCUCACAUCAUUCAGAAAAUCUGAAGCUGUUGAGCGUGUGGAAGUCCAUACUUGAUGCAUACAGUACCAAGCCAGGUAGAGAAAAGGUUCUUGUAGUAACAGCUAAAGAUGAUGUAAACUCUACGAUGAAGUACUUUGAGGCCGGAGCCACCAUUGUACGUGUCACCCCCUUUUCAGACACCGGCUUCUCACUGACUGAACGAAUCGAAGCUGAACUGAGUCAUAUGGAUAUUGAAUCAAACAGAUUUGGAUGGAUGUACAGUAACAAGGAUUCCAGUCGUCUAGCAAGUUUGAAACCCGAACAAGUAAAAGCUUUGAUGACUCUUCAAGCUACAUUACCUGGAGUUCCUUUUGUUUACUACGGAAAUGAAAUAGGAAUGACUGAUCAUCCUUCACUACCAGAGCCGUUGAAGUACAGAACCCCCAUGCAGUGGAACAUGAAGGGAACGGGGUUUUCAAAGAAUACAAAGUGGCUUGCACAGAAUCCUAACUAUGUGGAAAUCAAUGUUGAGGAGGAAAACGCUGUCGGAAAUGACUUCACCAUCUUGAAGGUGUUUCGAAAACUAUCAUUUCUUACAGAAAACGAGUCCUUCCAGUGGGGGCACAUGAAUUUGUUUAGAGACAAGGAUCUUCUAAUGUUCACUAGAAAGACCGAGGGAUUUCCUGGGUACCUUGUGGCCAUGAAUCUUGGAUCUAAGAGGGAAAUGGAGUCCUUUCAUGGGGCCACUGGAAUCCCUAAGAAUGUUAAGGUGGUGUUCCAUACCCACACGGAUGAUAACACUGUCAUCAAUCUGUCUGAUAACUCUUCUGUUCUGGAAACUAAUCACGCAAUUAUUUUGGAAUAUGAAUAAAUUUAGAUUUCAAUGGCAACUUUUAAGAAACCAUUCAUUUCAUUUAUACUUUUACACUGUACAUAUUU
This is a messenger RNA of Saccostrea cuccullata (small rock oyster), 2006 nucleotides long. Its product is annotated as amino acid transporter heavy chain SLC3A1-like. The transcript is spliced from 8 exons. Lineage: Eukaryota; Metazoa; Mollusca; Bivalvia; Ostreida; Ostreidae. Gene Ontology annotation, biological process: carbohydrate metabolic process. The record is from RefSeq and is a predicted model, not a curated record. The coding region runs from base 43 to 1938 and encodes 631 amino acids.